AGAGCUGAAAGCAAAAAUAUCUUCUCUAUUGUUUUUUACUGUUAUUGUUUGUAUCGUAGCGGUGAUUCAGUAACGUCACAGCGUCGUGCAGUUAUUCCAUAGCGUCUCAUCGCGGAUCGGUUUCUUCUACCCUGUUCUACGCAAAUCUGUCAUCAAACCUACUUACAUAGAUAUAGAGAGGUAGGCUGCUCAACUUGCGAAGCUCGCGGUGUUGCGAUGUACAGCUUCCUGCCCUCCUCCGCCACGCGUGCGGAGCCGCUGGACUGGACACGGCUGCUCUCCUGCACACUUGCCGUUGUCAAGGCCGUGCCCACCGAGCAGGUGUCCAACGCGGUCGCCAUGAUGUACUCCUACGCGACGGCCUCGCCUACCGUCUUCACCAGCCUCACCCGCGGUGCGCGAGACGUGAAGGAGUACGUGGCCCUACUGACUGCUCUCGACGACGUGCUGAGUCAGUGGCCGCUGCGCCUGCGGCAGCUGUUUGCCCUUCCCCCCGUCGCAUUGGUGUCCGCCGGUGGCGGUGUCAACGGCAGUCUCGUGACGGUCCCGGUGAGCACUCCACGCGGGGAGGCCCUCGUGUUUCUGCUGAACGUGGCUGUCGGUCACUUGGAGAGCGGCCUCGAUUACUUGGCGCGUGUGCGGGCCGACACCGCCGCGGCGACGUCUGUCAGCACCCCGCAGGGCGGCUCGGUGGCGGCGCCGAAUCAAAAUGCCAAAAUUGCCGCCCAACACUUCCGGCAAGCGGUGGAGGUGCUGCGCUGGUCGGAGGCUCUCCACGCCGCGCCGGCCUCGCCCUCUGCGGUCACCCUGCAGCAGCUGCGCACUCAGCUGCCGCUGGAGGUGACGCAGGGAAUGGCGCUUCUCUGUGUCGCCGUGGCGAAGUACAUGUACGCCCUCUCCUCCGCCUCCACCAAGAACAAGCCGGAUGUGCUGGCGAAGCUGGCCUUUGAGGCCGCCCAGCUACCUCUGCCCACCUCGGUGCUCUCCACCAGCUCUCUGCAGCUGCUGCCCUCGCUCUUGUUGGCCGCCUACCACUAUCACGAGGCAACGUGGUACUACGCGCACGCGUCCGCGAAGGGGCCGGAGAUGGCAGAGGCGCUGGGGCACGUGCGCUACGCCGACACGCUACUCCGCACGUGCGAUGGCCAGUGGAGCCUGGAAGAGGUGCACAAGGAGGCGGAAUACGAGUCCCGUCAGUGGUGGGGUCGUCGGCUGGCCUCGCUGUUCUCCGGUGCGUCAGCGGGCAACGCAGUGAGGUAUCUUCGUACAGCGCAGCCGCAACGACCGCAGCUCAAUUUAGAACGUGCCGAGGACGCUGGUGACGACGACAGCGGCGCUGCGAGCCCCCUCAAGCCCGCCACUCAGUACCCACAUUUGCACGCUUUACUAUUCGGCGAGACGGCUACGCCAGCAAAGGCAGACGCUGAGACGAAGACGAGGGAGAGUGCGGUGGCGCCAGCGGACGUGGUGCAGGUCUACCCCUACGUGCGUCUUCUCCUGAGCGACGUCUGCGCGGUGUUGCAGCAGUACGAGAAGGAAAACCGCGUGGUGUACUUUGCGAAGGUCGCCUCGGCAGAUGAGGUGCGCCGCGAUGUGCCGGAUGUGGCGAGCACCGGUCCCAACGCGGGUGAGACGCAGGCAUCCGAGGAGUCCGUCUUCGAGUCGCGCACGCGCCUCUUCGCCUCCCUCCCUCCUCCCGCCUCCCUGCAGGCCGCCCUCGCCGUGCAAGAAGAGGUGGGUCAGGCCCAGCAGGCGCUAUCACGGGCGCUGCAGCGGGUGGAGAAGGAUGGGCAGCAGCUCGCCGCCUACGUGACGACCACCGCGGCCCUCGAGCAGGCCGUAGACGCGUUAGAGGCGCUCCUGCCGAAGGCGGACGGCUGGGCGAGCCCGAAGGCGGUGGUGGCUAUCGCGGUAGAUGCAGUGGAGGCGGCCUUCGAGACCUUCAAGAAGGUGGCGGCGGAGUGGCAGGAGGCACACGACGUAUACGUGGGCGAACGCUGUGUCCCUCCCGCCUCCGCCGCGGAAGCCGAGCGGGAAGUCGUCGCGUGGACGGAGCGUGCCACGUCGGCGCUGGCACAGUGGGCCUCCCUCCGCCUGCCCCCCACCGUCGACUCACGGACGGCCUUUGUGGAAGCACUCGUCCCGCGCAGCGCAGAGAUGUGGGCCUUUCUGGAGCAGGUGGAAGGGCUGAGCCGGGACGUGCGCGACGUCCUCGCGGCGGAGCCGGGCGUGGUGACGCAGGCGCAGGUGCAGUCCGCCGUCGAGGCACUGGAGAAGGUGAAGCUGCGAGGAACGGAGUUGAUGGCGGCGGCGGCGGUGGAGGGGAGCAGAGCGCGGAGUCGGCCGUCGGCGUCGGCGGCUGUCGAAAGGGGGAACGGUGCCGAGGCGGAGGCACUGUUGCGCGUGGCCCCGCAGUACGAGAGGGCGGAGGCGGCGGUGCUGGCCUUGGUGGACGUGCUGCAGGAGGCGCCGAUGGUCGUCGCGGAUAUGGAGCACUUCACGGCGCAGCUGACCGAGAUGCAGCGGCGGGCCGUCGUGCGACCGCUGGGCCGCGCGAGUGGCGUUCAGUUUCAUCCCCACCCCGACGACCGCAGCGGGACGGGUGUCGUUGCGGGAAGCGCGGUCAGCGCUGGUGAUGGUGGUCGACGUGAUGGUGAAGCGGCAUCAGCGAGCAACGCCAAACCCAACAAGCGUCGCGUCGCGGGUGUGACGGCGGCGACAGCGGCAAAAUCGGCGUCCAGCAAACCGACCAGCUCCUCCCGUAAACGAAGCCGAAAGGACUCCUCCCCCUCUGCCUCCUCGGCGGAUGGCAGUAUCGAGGACGAGAGCGACUUCGGCUCGGUCAGCUCCUCCCAGCUCGAAGACACGGCGGAGGUGGAGCCCACGCCGGCGGAUGGCGCAACGCGAGCUGCGGUGAGUGGCAGUCUGCUGAGUCGCAUGAAGGCGAACAAAGCGAAGCGGCAAGCUGAGCCUUCAGGGGCCGCGGCGGUGGAUGCUGCGCAGCCGGUGUCACCUCCACGGUCUCGCAAAGGCGCGUCUCCGGCGGUGACCGCCAAAAAGGCGACGAAGAAUGAGCGCAGCGGCCCAAAGGGUCGAGGUGGGCGCCGAAAGCUCUGA
Messenger RNA from Leptomonas pyrrhocoris, 3117 nucleotides. RefSeq lists its product as hypothetical. The coding region runs from base 217 to 3117 and encodes 966 amino acids. NCBI's taxonomy places the organism in Eukaryota, Euglenozoa, Kinetoplastea, Trypanosomatida, Trypanosomatidae. The record is from RefSeq and is a predicted model, not a curated record. The transcript has a single exon.